AGGCGCGGAACGAAACCUCGCGGAGAGCCCGUUUAGCCCCGGAACGGCCUCGCCGCUCUCCCGGUUUCCCACCCGGGGCUGUGGGGAGUGACGGACCGCGAAGAUGGCGGCGCCCACGCGAGUGAACCACGUGUGGGUGGGGGCCGAGACCGGCGCCUUUAAAGGUGUUUUGGGGGAAAAAGUGGCCACCAACGUCGUGGGGGUCGGGGCUGAGCCGGGGCCGGGGGUCUGCGCUCUGUGCUGGGGGACACCGCCCAGACCGAGGUGCCUCGUGGGGUCCCUGGAUCGCUCCGUGAGGGUCUUCAACACCGAGAAGGGGAAAUUCGUGGGGUCCUGGCUGUGCCUGGGGGACGGGCCCUUCUGCGGCCUGGGGUCUUGGGCAGCCCCCCAUGUCCCCCCCAAAUCACAGCCCCAUCUGGAGGUGUCAGCAGGCCCCGGGCUGUGCCGGAUGCGCCAGGACCCGACGCGGCCGCACCGGGUGGGGACGGGGGGGAAGGAGAACGGGCUCAAGGUUUGGGACCUGCAGCGCCCGGGGGAGCCCCUUUUCAGGGCCAAGAACGAACGAUCACUGGACCUGCGGGUGCCGAUCUGGGAGCGGGACCUGCAAUCCCUGCCGGCUGGGGUCACGUGCACGGGGCACAGGCAGGUGCGCCUCUACGUCUCGACCCGGCGGCGCCCGGUGCUGACACGACCUCGGGAGGCCCCGCUGACGGCGCUAGCGCUGCCCCGGGACACGUCGGUGGUCGUGGGCAGCGCUGGGGACGUGACCGUCAUCGACCUGCGCAAAGGGCGGGUGCUGCGGGCACUGAAGGGCUUUGCCGGGGGUGCGGGGGCUGCAGUGCCACCCCACCUGCCCUCUGCCGCCUCCUGCGGCCUCGACCGCCUCCUCAGGGUGUACCUGAAGUCGCACCUCACCUGCCUCCCUGCUCAACACACACCUGGACUGGCAGGCUGA
Messenger RNA from Myiozetetes cayanensis, 955 nucleotides. RefSeq names its product WD repeat-containing protein 74-like. Gene Ontology annotation, molecular function: protein binding. Lineage: Eukaryota; Metazoa; Chordata; Aves; Passeriformes; Tyrannidae. The record is from RefSeq and is a predicted model, not a curated record. Gene Ontology annotation, cellular component: preribosome, large subunit precursor; nucleolus. Gene Ontology annotation, biological process: ribosomal large subunit biogenesis.